Canis lupus familiaris (dog) is the source of this 2117-nucleotide messenger RNA. It is a transcript of the gene TCTA, whose product is annotated as T cell leukemia translocation altered. Lineage: Eukaryota; Metazoa; Chordata; Mammalia; Carnivora; Canidae. Bases 381 to 746 code for a protein of 121 amino acids. The transcript is spliced from 3 exons. The record is from RefSeq and is a predicted model, not a curated record.
GCCGGCCCCAGCCGCGGCCCCGCGCACGCGCGCACACUUACAGCUCAGCCACGAUUGCUCAGGAGCGCGUCCACGCCCUAAUAGCAGGGCGCUUAACCAAUCACUGCAGCCGCGUGGGGCAUCACGGGAACUCCGGGGCUAUAAAAGACCUGGUUGCUAUUUUAUGCUCCUCGUCUCACUCAUCGUUUAAGUAAGCAGGGUGGGGCUAGGUGCGCGUGCGCGGUUUUAGUACUCCUCCCCAAACUGCCAACUCUUCGCGCAAGCGAAGUAGACUCGCCUUGCCUGGUUUACGCGUGCGCAUUAACGGGCCUGGCCCGGAAGACCAGACGCCUGCGCAGUGGGUGCUAUAGUGACAGUCCCGGGUGGGGCAUGGGCCAGUCAUGGCGGAGCCUUGGUCUGGGCAGUCCUUGCAGUCUCUGCCGACCUUGGUGCUGGGCACACUGGGCACCCUGGGCAGCGAGUUCCUGCGGGAGUGGGAGGCGCAGGACAUGCGCGUUACCCUCUUCAAGCUGCUGCUACUGUGGUUGGUGAUAAGUCUCCUGGGCAUCCAGCUGGCGUGGGGGUUCUACGGGAGCACGGUAACAGGGCUGUAUCACCGCCCAGAUUCCCACCCCAAGCCUGCUGCAGCUCUGGAUGUGUUCCUGCCCCCAGGUCUGGGCGGCCAGAACGGAUCCACACCUGAUGGCUCCACGCAUUUCACUUCGUGGGAAACAGCAAAUGAACCUCUCAAAACUCACAGAGAAUAAGGGAAGGCAGCAGAGGGAUCUCCAGGGACAUCACCGGGUCUGCUGGUUCCCACACUGGGUUCUGCUGCUGCCCAGACCUGAGACGACGGCAGGGAGGUCAGGGUUGGGGGCAGGGAAUACCCCAGUGCUUGCAGGCCUGGGCCUCCACCACCCUUGGCCUUGUCUCCAGCAGUCCCAGGCAUUGGACCAGUAAAGUUUGCCUCUACCCUGACCUGAGUGCCUUAAGGAGAGAAGGCAUGCUCCUCCUCUCAGGGGUCAGCUCAGGAGAAGCCUCUGGGUUGGGGAGACCAACUGUCCAUUUUCUUCCUUGGCUUUUUCCUGUCCCUCUUCUCAUCCGCCUGGGAUAUGACCCCAUAGAAACUUGUCCUGAGAGGAAACUUGAGGUUGACCAGCUCUGGGAUUUGUAAAGGAAGCCUGUUUUCCCCUAAGCUCUGGGUUUCUUGAAUGUUUGCUUCGUUGGCAGGAAGCCAGGGAAUUCUGGACUGGACAUGGCCUUAUACUUUGUGGUUACUUAGUUGGCCAUUCAAGAGUCAGGCGGGGGAGCUGGCACCAUCCAGACACAGAUGUACCCAACACCCUCCUCCCUGGUCCAUCCAAAGCUUUCCAGGUGUGAAUCAGGCUGUAGAAAUGGUCUUUUACUGAAUAUCAAUUCAUACUCCUCUCAAUUCUUAUGGGAAACUGGGUGCCUAAAAGAGGCUGAGCCCCAGGGAGUGACCUUCCACCCCCAACUGUUUUAAGUACCCAUGAGAUUGUACCCUGCCCCCUCACAGGGAGACACUAAGCAGUAAUGUGGAGUGGCCCUGCCCCACCAUGUCCUGCAGCUUCAUCGGUUCCCAUCUUGACCAGGAACCACAUAAGCUUCAUCCUAAGAGGCACAGGCUCAGCAACUCUCUACUAGCACCAUCUCAGCCCCCAAGAACUCUCAACAGGGAAGAGCCAUAGGCCGCCAUUUAGACAGUGGGCCAAGGGAGCUUCCAAAUGUGUGGAUGGCACAUGCCAGUUUCUGAAAACAGCAUAACCCUAGAAUUGUCUCCUUUCCUGAAGGCUGUAUUCCUGCUUCUGCUGGGCCACCCCCUGAAGGCUGUAUUCCUGCUUCUGCUGGGCCACCCCCUACCCCUGUCACUGCUUCUCUAGUAGAAGUCACAUUUGUAUCUGUCAGCCUUUGGAUGGGCCACCUUGACAGCAGAAGUGCACUGGAAGUAGGACUACACUGAACUGAUGUAUGUGUACCUAUUCCAGAGCUAUCUUCUGGCUGAUAGGAUGGCGAUUUUGCACCCCAGCCCUAUCCAUUGACACCACCACACAGAAUCAGGGUCUCACAUUUCACCCCAGGUUCAACUGAGGAUGUGGUUUAUUAAACAUGGAAGCGCA